GGUACCCACAACCGGAGGUGACAUGGUAUAAGGACAAUGAAGAGAUGGACCGCUACUGUGGCUUACCCAAGUAUGAGAUAUUCCGUCAUGGAAAUCGCCACACCCUCCAGCUUUACAAGUGCCGAGAAGAAGAUGCAGGGAUUUACCAGGCCUCAGCUAGAAAUCACAAAGGCAUCGUGUCCUGCUCUGGUGUGCUGGAAGUGGGAACCAUGACGGAGUUCAAAAUCCAUCAGAAGUGGUUUGACAAAAUUAAGAGAAAAGCAGAAGAAAAGCUACGAGAGAUAGAACAAGGCAAGAAACGAGGGAAAGAGAACGUGGAGGUGGAGAAGUUGCAGGGUAUGAGCCCCGAUCGGCUCCAGAGAAAGCGGAGACUGGCCAGGGAUCUCCAGUCGGGAGCCUCUUCGUGGGAGAAGGAGGAUGCAGCAAAAGUGCACGUUGCUGAUUCUCAGUCGAGAUUGCAUGAGAAUAUUGCUGAUCCAAAGGAGCAGCCAGUCAAUGCAAUGACAGGCUUUCCAAACACACUGUUAACACCUUUGAAAGCAGAGGUGACCACCAAUGGAGAUACCUCUUUGGAAAGUGUGGAGGAGAAUGGGAAUAGCUUUCUCACGUACAUCUAUGAGACAGUGGAGGACCUAGUGACUAAGCCAAUGGCGAAAGACUCUGCAGCUAAAAAGAAAAAGAAGGUGGAGGCUCCUUCAGCAGCAAAGCAGGAAGUUUCCAAGCAAGAAGAAAGUGGGCGAGACAGGGCCAACCCCUCUCCAAAUCCAAGGUUUGCCCCUCCUGUCCCCUUACGCAGGAGCACACGUUUGAGGGUGGCAAGUGAUCAAGAAGCAGAAAAAAAUCCAAAAAUCAAGCAGCCUGGGAAAGCUGUGAAUCAGGACACUAAAAUCAAUGGUGACGUGCACUUUUCUUUGAAAGAGAUGUAUUUUGAUAAGCAAGUGAAGCCAGCAGCAGGGAAGAAGGAGGAGGCAGGAGCCAAGGAAGGGGCUGUGAGCGAGGCUGCCCUGCAGCCUGUGGUGAUCAGCAGACAGACAGAAGAUGCUCCAUCAUCCUCAAAGGUGUUGGAGGCAAGACCUGUGCUCGACGAGGGACAGAGAGGCCAGCUCCAAGUACAGAAGUUGGAAGGAAACAAAGCCGUUGGCCCAGAG
Molecule: messenger RNA, 1148 nt
Organism: Antrostomus carolinensis (chuck-will's-widow)
Lineage: Eukaryota; Metazoa; Chordata; Aves; Caprimulgiformes; Caprimulgidae
Product: alpha-protein kinase 3-like
Exons: 2
Biological process (GO): cardiac muscle cell development
Cellular component (GO): nucleus
Source: RefSeq, a predicted model, not a curated record